AGGUACCAAACCGGUUGGACGUGUGGAACACUGAGAGCGGAGUACCGAACGCGAUGCCGCGUUUGUUUACCGAACUUUUCAAAUUUGAAUUUCGAAUUGAAUGAAUUUUUUUCGUUAUAAAUGCCGAUCACGUCGUCAACGGAAGAGUGAAUGUUAUGCUAUAGUGAAAUAAUAAACAUGUAAAUUGUCGACAGUGUAAGAAUUGAGCUUAAUUCAGUGGCAGUAUGGUGGAUGUUGGUGUUAAUGAGUGUGAUAACACCAUAAAUGGGCGGAACCAAUUUGUGUUUCUAGUAUUUGUGCAUUUGUUACUUAUUGGACUGAAUGGGACAAAUGCCCAAAAUCGAGCGCCACGCAUUAAAGAACACCCAUCAAACACUGUGUCGGGACGCAGUGAACCCGCUACCCUGAGAUGUGUUGUGGAAGGCCGGCCCAAGCCUACAGUGCAGUGGUAUAAGGAUGGAUUACCGCUACCUCCAGCUGAAGAUGGCCAUAGAGUAUUAUUAGAAGACGGUCUGUUGUUUCUGCGAGUAAAUAGAGGUAAAAAAGAGAGCGACGAAGGAGUAUAUUGGUGCAUGGCACGGAAUACUGCUGGCCAAGCCAUAAGUCAUAACGCCUCGCUCAAUGUUGCCGUACUUCGAGAUGACUUUAGGGCGGAACCUAGGGAUCUUAAAGUGGCUGCAGGUGAACCUGCUAUAUUGGAAUGUUCACCUCCUCGAGGUAUUCCAGAACCUUCAGUGCAUUGGGUGAAGGAUCAUCAGAUAUAUGAUGUUGAAGUUAAUGGCAGGGUAACAGUAACAGAUACAGGAAGUUUGAAAAUUCUAGAAACAUUACCCACUGACAAUGGUGUAUACAGAUGUGUCGCUACAAAUAUUGCAGGAGAAAGGCAAUCUAGAACAGCUAGACUAAUUGUUUUAAAGCGUCCGCACUUCAUUGUGAAACCUAAUAAUAUCACUACGUUGGUCGGACAAACUGUGGAAUUUAACUGCCAGAGUUACGAUUCAAAUGUAAAAAUAACAUGGGUCAAAGAAGACGGGUCGCUGCCUUCCCAUGCAUCAAUAAUACGAGGCUUAUUACGGCUAGAGCACGUGUCUGCAAGCGAUGCGGGCAUGUAUUCCUGCCGAGCCGAUAGCCAAGCCGGCAGUAGUAUCACUAGCGCCACACUAACCGUUAACUCAUUACCGCACUUCACACAGAUACCAUCUAAUCUGACCGCAUGGGAGGGUGAUGUGGUGUCUAUUCCAUGUGAAGCCAGAGGUUUACCUACGCCUACAACAUUUUGGAUAUUAGAAGGGAAUCAGGACUCCCUGUUGUUCCCGGAAUGUAUGAAAAGUAAUACAAGCUUACUAUAUCUAGAUGGUGCUAAACCAGAACACAGUGGAAGAGUGAUUUGUACAGCGGUAAAUGCUGCAGGAAGUAUUAUGCAAGAGGCUUAUCUUACUGUUUUAAAGAAGGGUAAUAAUGAUUUGAGGGAACCAUCUUUAGAUAAACAUUCCAGUAUAAUUUACGACAAUGAAGCGCGCAUGACACAAUAUGAGCUUGUUCAAGCAAGAAAGUAUUUGCAACAAAAUGUUUUGGUUAUGCGGAGAGUAGAAGCGUUAUCAUCUACUACGCUAAAAGUUGUCUGGGAUGUGUUAACUGAUUACAACGAAUAUUUAGAAGGUGUAAAAAUUUGGUAUAAUGGAACUACACAAAAUUGGAGGAACAUUACUAGCGAUGAAAUCGCAAUUUUGAACACGUCUCACUCAGGAGCUAUUGUAUGUUCUAAUGGUUCUCUCACAAAUGUUGAUAACAGCGGCUCUUCUAGUUAUAUUUUAACGGGACUGAUGGCAUACACUCAGUACGAUAUAUUUCUGAUGCCGUUCUACAAAAUAUUGCUUGGAAAACCUUCUAAUUUAAUGACAGGAUACACUGACGGGGACGUACCAUCCGCACCUCCCCAAAGUGUGACAGCAGGCGUAAUUAACGCAACUUCAGCGUGGAUACGUUGGGAACCGCCACCUGCGAACACAUGGAACGGGGAGCUUACGGGGUACUUGAUCGAAAUUCGUGUAAGUGGCAAUAGUGGUGGUCGAGUAGUAGGGCAGAUGUCAUUAGGACCUCGUACUAGAGCCGCUGCAGCCAGCUCACUACGCGCUGGUGGACGUUACAGCGCCAGAGCUGCUGCUGUGACGAUCAAAGGACAUGGCCCAUUUAGUGCGCCUGCGCAGAUUCAUAUGUUACCAACGCAAUCACAGAGACAUUAUGUGCAGACAGAGCCUCCACAAGGCGGUAGUAUUCCCCAUAUUUUACAAGAAACAUGGCUACUUGCGCUGGGUCUAAUAUUAUUCUUUGUUAUCGUAAUUGGGGUGUCCAGUGUUUAUUAUAUCAAACGAAGACAUGGUAUGCAGAGGAAAAAAUCUAAUGGUCAAUCGAUUGUUACGGCUCAACAGUGUUUAUUGAAUAAAGACACGAUAUGGUUACGAGAUCGGCCCGUCUUUGCUCCUACAAAUGAUCCCACUUUAGACUUAAGCAGUUGUCACCAGAGUCUUUUGCAUGGUGGCCAAUCAACGAGUAUACUUAGUGUAGAACCAGAGUACAGUCUUCCUCAAAAUUCAAUUCAAGGACUAGAUGCAUCUAGCGUAGAUAGAAUUCGACGUGGCCCUCCCGAGCCAUAUGCGUCCAGUGCUAUUUACACUGAGCUCAACUUUAAGGAUAAUAACGAAAUGGACUUGAGAAAUUGUCCAGAAAGACGAUCCCAUAACAAUAGCAUUGUACGGUCAUGCAACGGAAGUAUACAGUACUCUAACGGAGAAUGCUCCACGUGUUGUCAUAGUACUUCUAGUAGAUCGACCAAAGAUUACAGGGAGCCGAGACAUGAAGUGGUACACAACGAGAUUAACGUUUUGGACGAGGACUGCGUAUCUUGUCAUACCAAUAGAUCAGGCUCCAGGAGUAGACAGGACAAAAGCAAAGUGUGUCCAGCGAAUGAUUUAGAAUACGACUAUCCGCAGUGGCACUGGCUCGGAAGGGAGAACAGUUUCAAAAUUCCCAUGCAGACGAGUAGACAUUCUAAUGUAGCGAGGUCGGAACAGGGCUGCCAAAUAAAUCUAUGUGAUAUACUGCCGCCGCCACCGUAUGAGAGUCCAGAAAAUAAGAACAAUUAAGGAAUGAAAAGUUUAGAGAAAUCAAUAAAACUAGUGAAAUUAACUAAGCAAAGCAAUAAUAAUUUUAACUGUAAGUUAAAUUAUAACUACACUUGUUUCACCGUUGUAUUAAUAUUGUCCAGUUUUAGAGAUAAAUCAAUGUUGUAUGUAGAUAAAGUUAUUCUUAAACUGGUCAUAUAAUAUGUAAUCGUUGUAGUUGCAGUUUUAGUGCUUGUAACAGUAGGUACCGAAUUUUCGAAACUUGUAUCUCGUAACUUAUUCCUAUCAAUAUUCUAGUCACACUGUAUAGGACUAGCUUUACAUUUGAUAAACACUUUAUUUGGUGUAAUAUCUCAGAAAAAUAUAUAAAUUUUGUAUAACUCUGCAAGAACUCAAGGUUGUUUCUAUUUCGAGUACAGUAUGUAGAUUUUAAUACAGACCUAUAUUUCACUGCCAUAUACGGUUAGGAUUACUAGAUUUAGUUUUAUAAUCUUUGACUGUGAUAUUUAUAUAAAAUUGUGUAUUAGGAUUUAAUGUAAUUUUAGACUUUAGAACCUCAUUUACACGAAAUAUUUUUUGUUUUAUCAUAUGAUAUGAUCAAACACAUCAUUACCUAUUUCUGUAAAUAUUAUAUAUUAUUAUUUGUUCUUUGAUGUGAUCACGAAUACAAAUGUGUAACAAAAAGAUUUUAGACCAUAUAAACUUACUCAUGUAUGAAUGUAGUAAUAUGAAAUUUCUUAAAUGUUUUCUAAAAAUUUUAAACGUAAUUCAUAAACAAUUUGUAAUAUCAUAAUCAGAAAUCGAAGUUUGUAAUCGAGAUAUUUUCCGACACACCCUCGUAUUUAUCCAGAAUAAAAAUAUAA
Achroia grisella is the source of this 3985-nucleotide messenger RNA. Its product is annotated as protein sax-3-like. Gene Ontology annotation, biological process: cell-cell adhesion. The record is from RefSeq and is a predicted model, not a curated record. Gene Ontology annotation, molecular function: protein binding. The transcript is spliced from 15 exons. The coding region runs from base 225 to 3143 and encodes 972 amino acids. NCBI's taxonomy places the organism in Eukaryota, Metazoa, Arthropoda, Insecta, Lepidoptera, Pyralidae.